UGCUUCACACACAUUCCGUGCACGGCAUCGAGUUGGAAGUGUGUUUCGUUAUCUUGCAUCGGAAGUGAUCAAUCACGGUGGUGUGCUGAGUCAGCGUAGAAAAGCAAAACUAUCGGUUUCCAGCGUUUUUCCGCCGAGCUAGUACGAUCCCUAGUCUUGUUUUCUGCACGGUACAGCGAAUUUUGGUGUAUGUGUACGGAAGCAAAGUCAAUCCGCCCGUGCUGUGCUGUGUGUGUGCGUUUUGCCCGUGAUAUGUUGUCCAUCGGCUAAACCCACUCUCGACGACGACAAAGAGAAGCAGAAAAGGUUCGCGUUGCAGCGCUGAUUGUAGCAAUAAUUGAGUUUUGCAGUGCUUGAGGUGCUUAAUGUCUCUGCCGUGUGUUUGUGUGUGUGUGUGUGAGCGUUUGUGGUUGUUGGCUGUAUCACUGCGUCGGCCAGGAAAACAGUCACCCAAGAAUGAUACGGCUACUAGACGGCGGUCUGCCGCAUCAAGCCGUCAAAUGGAUGGUGUCUUGUGAAAAUGGAAGAAACAAAGUCGCAUAGCAAAAGUGAAUCAUCAACUGCGGUGCCGAGCCGUGCCGAGGGCUGCUGGUGCAACAUCAUACACACGAAAUGGAUGCGUAGCCAAGUGCGGACCUUAUUGUUAUUAUUACGCCCCGUGAUAGUGUCUCCAGCUCCAUACUAGCGUAUAGCGCGGGCGCUGACGAAUGCGUAUCGGUGGAGAAAAACGGUCCGUCACCCAUCUUCUUGCGGUUUGCUAUGUUGGCAUUCUGACCCUAGAAUUAUCGCAGCUCCCUGUCCCAGUUCCGACCAUUUGGUUCCCGGUUACGAGAAGCAAGACACGACGACGAAUCGAUUCGCGUGUGUAACAUGUCGGGGACAUUUUCCAGAACAACGCGUGACCCACAGAUUCGGACCACGCUGAACGUGUGCCUGCCUUGAUCCGAGAUUGUUCCGUGUCAAAUGCACUGAUUGAUCGAUCGGUCGGUCCCGGCUAGGCUAGGGCUAGGGUGGUUGGGGCUGCUGCCUUUUCUCUGUUUCUUUUGGCAAAUCGCCCCAUCACGACAAGAGAUAGUGUGCCCCCCCUUAUUCUGGGCUGACACGGGCCGUUUCGUGUGCUCAUAAAAGCAGAAAAGAAUUGCAUGGUAAUUAUCCCACGCUUCACGGCGACACACAUUUGGUAUGUCAUUUUUGUCGGGGUCUUCGGGGCGCCACCUUUCGCCAGUUUCGAAUCAAACCAAUUGAGCGGACCAUUCCAGGCUUUAGCAGCGCUGGAAAUCCCACUGUCCCCAAGGUAACGGGUUACUCGUAAACGAGAAGAGUAGGCCAUGCAACACGGUUGAUUCGCUGCUUUGCUUAUCUAAAGACCACAGAAGCAACCUUGCGAACGGGUCGGGUGGCCAGGCUGCCACAACAACACGAUGGGAUUGUGUUUAAGUUUUCAUCACCAUGUGUGUGUGUGUUGUUAUCUACGGUAGUGCCUUCGGACAUCCGUAUCUGGUCCGUGUGUGUACAAUUCCGCACACGUGUACGCAGAAUCGUUUUGCGAGACACCGACUGCACAACGCUGCACUAUUGUGUGCUUGUCUCCGGGUUUGGUUCUACUGGCGAUGAUACGAAACUACGUUCCGGUUCCGGGUUUAGGCAGGAGUAUAUUGACCAGAGAUUGAAUUUCGGAAGGCUUUUGCUUCGGGUAAGCUCAUGCGUUUGUGCGUGCUACUCAGUUCGGGAGGAAAAUAUGUGCCGGGUGUUUGGAGCAGUAAACGGUGUACAUCGAUGAGAAACUGGAAUAACUAUUCAGAAACCUUCGAAGGCGUCAAAGUGUGGGCAUUAGCAUCAGCAUUCAUCAUUCUCAAAAGGACACUCCCGUCAUAAAUAAACAUCGUCUGCUGAUGGCCGUCUAUCAUCCCCGUACCCGGGCAGCUGUUUUCGCAACAAAACAGUUGAGAGCCGCAUGGAAAACUAACAAGGUUCGGCUUUUAGUUGGCUGACACGACGACACGCGGUGGUGCGGUGUAAAAAUAGUGGAAGUGAAAAGUGUUUGAAGGGCAGGCAGGCAAAACGAAAAAAAAAAAACGGAAGGAAGGAAAUUCUGUCUGUAAAAGCUAAAACUCGACCAAAAGCUACACAGUGGCCUCUAAUUAGAAACGGUUCGAAAUGAAUACCCAUCUGCAAGGAUCGUCCCCCAGAUCGCCCGCACCGUCUCCGGAUCCUGACGUUGACGAGGGUAGUUCUAAAAAGCAGGCAACAAGAGUAUUUAAGAAAAGUUCAUCAAAUGGCAAAAUCACCGUAUAUUUGGGAAAACGUGACUUCGUCGACCACAUUACGCAUGUGGACCCGAUAGAUGGUGUCGUGCUGAUAGAUCCCGAUUAUGUGAAGGAGAGAAAAGUUUUUGGACACGUACUGGCCGCCUUCCGGUAUGGGCGUGAGGAUCUGGACGUGCUGGGACUAACCUUCAGAAAGGACCUUUAUCUCGCAUCGGAACAGAUUUAUCCACCGCUGGAAACGGACCGACCGCUCACCCGCCUGCAGGAACGUCUGAUUCGGAAGCUGGGCGCGAACGCCUAUCCCUUCUACUUCGAGGUGCCGCCACACUGUCCGGCAUCCGUGUCGCUGCAGCCGGCACCGGGCGAUACCGGCAAACCGUGCGGCGUGGACUACGAGCUCAAGGCCUUCGUCGGCGAGUCGCAGGAGGACAAACCGCACAAACGGAACUCGGUACGGUUAGCGAUAAGGAAAAUCAUGUACGCACCCUCGAAGCUUGGCGAGCAGCCCUCGAUCGAGGUUAGCAAAGAGUACAUACUGAAACCAAAUAAAAUUCACCUAGAGGCAAGUCUGGAUAAGGAGCUUUACCACCACGGCGAAAGCUUGUCGGUGAAUGUACAUAUAGCGAAUAAUUCAAGUAAAACAGUGAAAAAAAUCAAAGUGUCGGUCCGGCAGUUUGCCGACAUCUGUCUCUUCUCGACGGCGCAGUACAAGUGCACGGUAGCGGAGGUGGAAUCCGAAGACGGAUGUCAGGUCGCUCCCGGAUUCACGCUUUCGAAAGUGUUUACGCUGACACCAUUGCUGGCCAAUAAUAAAGACAAGUGGGGCCUGGCACUUGACGGGCAGCUGAAGCACGAGGACACCAAUCUGGCCUCGAGCACGCUGUCUCGCACACUGGUGGAUGGAAAAUAUAGAAUUGCUGAUCCUUCACAACGAGAAAACCUGGGCAUUAUAGUGCAGUAUAAAGUAAAGGUUAAACUUUGCAUCACUCCUCUUGGCGGAGAUUUAGUGGCAGAGUUGCCGUUCAUACUCAUGCACCCGAAGCCGGAUGACGAUGAACCCGUGAUAGGAGACCGAUCACCCGGCCGAACAGUGAACAGUGCCGAUCGUAAACACUCGUACCAGGCCGGUCACGAUAUGGGCUCCAACAGUAACAAUGGUGACGCACAUGCCUCCAAAGAGGAUGGUCCAAAUCUGAUCCAGCUAGACGGCGACGACAACUGUCCGGACGAUGAUAUUAUAUUUGAGGAUUUCGCGCGGUUACGCUUAAAAGGCGCUGAAACGGAAGCUUAAGGCUAUCGUCGGAAAAAAAAACAAAAUUAGUAGCGGACGGGUAUGGCCGGUGCCCUGCAUUCUGUGGUGUUCCAGCAAAGAAAAAGCGCUAUCAACGUGCCAGCCGGCAGUGUCAGUCGAGCACGGACGAGCCGUUUUGGGCAAGGCACAAACAUGUUGGUUAGCAAAUCUUAGCGAAACGGGAAAGUAAAACAGAAAAAAAACACACCGACCAACAGAUAAGUUAAGCUACGCCAAAGUAUCCAUAUAUUUGAUGUUUUCAAACGAUUGUCUAGCUCUUCCUCAACAACAACAAAAAAACUCUCCUAGAUAACAGCAAUGCAAUGCAGAAUGGUGAGGGAGGUAGAAAAAAAAUCAUAUAACAAAGAAAUAAUGUCACUAUAUAACGUAAGGACCAACUCGUCGUCGUCGUCUUCGUCGUAUUGGUUUUCUGCAGCAGAACCUACCGAUACCUACCUACCUACUAUUCGAUGGCUAGAUAAAUCCACUCGUUUCCAAGUUUCCAUUGAAACAAACGGGCGUCCGCUCGUCUCGUCGGUCAACGUUCUUCGGUCUAUUCAAUCGUCCCCGUUCCUCUUACCAGUUUCGCGUACAGACAAGCGGUACCCAUCCAUAGAAUAUUAUCUUCCGGUGGUGAAAGGGUGAAAUAGUUAACCGUUCCUGGAGGCAAUCAGAGCAUCGCAAGUUAUAUAGAGAGCAAUUAUGUAGAAAGCACUUCAACUGCCGCCAUGCUGCUACUGUUCAAAAACUUUGGUUUCCCUUCUUUCCUAACGAAACACGCGUAACGGAAGCAACCAGUCGAGCAAUUAGGGUUUUCCUAUAAUUCUAAUUCUCUCAAAACAUUACACAAAUUCGAACCGUUUACUUCUGAAGCAAUGUUUGCGAAGUAAUGCCGUCGACUAUACAUAUAUUAUUUUAUCUAACAACACUCCUCCUCCAGAAGCUAAAGGAGGUGAAGCAUUUGUACUAUUCUGUAACGUACGGUAGAUGUAACGCAACAAUGUGUAACUGUUGUUGAAGUAUAGUGUGCAACAGCAAGCCCCUCGUUUGCAUUUAUUGUGGUGAUGUGGAGCAGAAGUACUAAAGCAUAAGCACAACACGCGCCUAUAGUAAACCGCGCAAAUAGUCAUUAACAAGUUGUUUGUGGGCGUGUGCUUAUUUUAUUUUUUGCUAGGAAUUGUGGGGUUGGCACAGAAAAAAAGCGAAACUAAUUAAGAACAGUUUCUCGAAUUGCAAUAUAAAAUUGUAGCAAAAAAGAGAACUCUUUUUUUUUUCUUUUUUAUGGCAUGUUUUCGAUAUAUCUAGCACUGUUGCGCACAAACCCCCGCACGAGAAACAGGGUCAGAAACAGAAUCUAUAUACAAUAAUAUAUAUACAUGCAACGUUGUUGUUUUUUUUUCUUCUUUCAUUUUAUGUUACAUUUCAUUUCUGCUCGGCUCACAUGCUUAGUUUAACCCCCGUUUAGUGGAUGGUUUCGAGCAUAGCACAUAACCGUGUCAGAGCGUAUAACUUUAUUUUAAGAUAGAAUUGCUGCAACCCGAUAUAUCUGUAGUUCGUGGUAGUCACUAAACGCACAACCGAAACAGAGAGCAAGUAUUUAUUGGAAAAUCAAGCUAGGUAGAACUUGUGGAUGUAAGCGAGAUGUGGACUACGAAAUAAACAACCACACCCCCCUAAGUAAGCCCCGGUAAAAAAAAGAAACCGCACCCACGUGUAUGAUAAAGGCCGACGGCUCCAUUGUGUUGGAAAAUGAAAAGAGAAACAAUGUAGUAUA
This is a messenger RNA of Anopheles stephensi (Asian malaria mosquito), 5332 nucleotides long. RefSeq names its product arrestin red cell (gene krz). Gene Ontology annotation, cellular component: cytoplasm. Gene Ontology annotation, molecular function: G protein-coupled receptor binding. Lineage: Eukaryota; Metazoa; Arthropoda; Insecta; Diptera; Culicidae. The record is from RefSeq and is a predicted model, not a curated record. The coding region runs from base 2158 to 3558 and encodes 466 amino acids. Gene Ontology annotation, biological process: G protein-coupled receptor internalization; signal transduction. The transcript is spliced from 12 exons.